Drosophila persimilis is the source of this 2145-nucleotide messenger RNA. RefSeq names its product probable cytochrome P450 4aa1 (gene Cyp4aa1). The record is from RefSeq and is a predicted model, not a curated record. Bases 178 to 1737 code for a protein of 519 amino acids. The transcript is spliced from 4 exons. Gene Ontology annotation, molecular function: heme binding; oxidoreductase activity, acting on paired donors, with incorporation or reduction of molecular oxygen; iron ion binding. Lineage: Eukaryota; Metazoa; Arthropoda; Insecta; Diptera; Drosophilidae.
CUGUCGACAGCUGUGACGGAAUACAUAAUAAAGCCCCAAAAAAGCCAAUUACCGAAAUCGUGUGACACGGAGUGUCGGCGGCAAGGACUCUACCAAAAGAGAUCACUUCUAUGUGAUUCAUAUGAUUCACGUGUUGAAGAAAAUUGAGUAAAAGAACUUGAAAAGGAAGUGAUUAAAAUGUUUGUGGAAAAAGUGCUAGAACGCGCCACCAGAACGGAGCUAUGCUCGAUCCUGGCCCUGCUGGUCAUCAGUCUGAGCAUCUACUUGUUCUAUGCCCAUCUGGACACGUACCUGAGAUCGGUCAUACUGUCGCUGCGGCUGUCGGGUCCUCCAACGCUGCCCAUUCUGGGCAAUUGCCUGCUCAUCAAGGAUAAGGACUUGAUGAGAAAUCAAGCAGCCAAGGCCUUUGAUUUGUAUGGAUCCCUUGUGCGGAUCUGGGUGCUCUUUUUCCCCUUCUUUGUGGUCCUGCAGCCAGAGGAUCUGCAGGUCAUACUGUCCUCGCAGAAGCACACCAAUAAAGUCUUCAUCUACCAGCUGAUGCACAAUUUUCUGGGGGAUGGCCUAAUCACCAGCAGCGGCCUUAAGUGGAGCACCCACCGCAGGCUCAUCCAACCGGCAUUCCACCUCAGCCUGCUGGAGAAGUUCAUUGGGACCUUUGUGGACGCCUCGCAGUCGCUGUACGAGUCGGUCGGUGCUUCCGCCGUAGGCACUGACAUCAACAUCGUCAGCAUCGUGAACAACUGUGUGGUGGACAUCUUAAAUGAGGCCGUUUUGGGUGUGCCCAUCAAAAAGAAGGGCUUGGACCUGGUCAAAAUCGAUGAGUCUCCAUUUCGGCAGGGCAAACUCAUGAUACCCACCCGGUUCUCACAUCCCUGGCUUCUGUUUGAUGGCAUUUACCACUGGACGAAGUUGGCCAACGAUGAGCUCAAUCAGAAAAAGCGCCUCCACGACUUCACCCGCCAGAUGAUCAAGAUUCGUCGCGAGAUUCUGGCCAACACCGGCAACAACAACGCCGAGCGGAAGUGUCUGCUGGACUACAUGAUCGAGAUCUCGGAGAGCAAUCCCGACUUCACCGAGCAGGACAUCGUCAACGAGGCCUGCACUUUCAUGCUGGCCGGGCAGGACUCUGUGGGCGGAGCCGUGGCCUUCACCAUCUUCCUGCUGGCCCAGAAUGCCGAGUGCCAGGAACAGUGCCACGAGGAGCUGGAGCGCAUCUUCGACUACAGCGAUCGGGCGCCCACCAUGAGUGAUCUGCGGGAGAUGCGCUACCUGGAGAUGUGCAUAAAGGAGGCCCUGCGCCUCUACCCCACAGUGCCACUAAUUGCCCGCAAGCUGGGCGAGGAGGUGCGUCUGAGCGACCACACUCUGCCCGCGGGUAGCAAUAUUUUCAUCUGCCCCUAUGCCACCCACCGCCUGAACAACAUCUACCCCGAGCCGGAGAAAUUCAACCCGGAGCGUUUUUCUCCAGAGAACUCUAAGGACCGCCACCCGUACGCCUUCAUUCCGUUCAGCGCCGGGCCGCGCUACUGCAUUGGCAAUCGGUUCGCCAUCAUGGAGAUGAAGACCAUUGUCUCGCGACUGCUGCGCAGCUUCCAGCUGCUGCCGGUGGCCGGCAAGACCACCUUCGAUGUCUCUUACCGCAUCACUCUGCGUGCCUCCGGCGGUCUGUGGGUGCGCCUGAAGCCCCGCGAUCAUCCCAUCUCGCAGACCCGCGACAGCGAUUGCUUCGGACUGUAGCCUGUAGGUUAUAGAGUACAAGGUGCUAACUCUUCGUUACAGUAACUUUAAUUAGUAUGGUAAAUAAGUAUGUAUAUAAAUCGAUACAAUAAUUUAAAUAUUUAGCUUCCUCUAGCCUAAGUACAGUGCCUACCCCCGUUUAGGGGGAGUGCCUGAUCUGAUCAGAGAUGUGGAUGUGGAUUAUAAUGUGUUUAUGGUGUGGCUGUGUCUGUGGCUGGGGUGUGAGGUGAGGGCGAUGGUGUUCUAACCCCGUGUUCGCUAUCGCAAUCGCAAUUGCAUUCGCAUUCAUAUUCAUAUUCAUAUUUAUAUUCGAGUGUUCGUAGAUUUUCUGCUGGGUUUUGUCUGAACAAAUUAUUUCUGCAAUAAUAAAGUUAUGUUCGUCGGCGUUUAUGCGACAUAAAUCUAGGA